AUGUUUGCCAACGGUCUCUUCUCCUGGUUCUCCAAGGAGCCUACUCCCAACCCUACCUCGGAUGCUACUACCAGCAUCGAGAAUCACCAGCCCAUCAGCCCAAAGGCCCUAUCCGCUGACAGCAUGGUGGUCGAGCAGCCUAACUCCCAGGAGAACAUGCUGAAGCUGCGUGGCGGCGGCGCCGGUGAUAUUUGCUGCGGCCUUUGUGCCGGCCUUCUCUGCUUCGAGUGCUGUGAGGAGUGCUGCUAG
Molecule: messenger RNA, 249 nt
Organism: Penicillium griseofulvum
Lineage: Eukaryota; Fungi; Ascomycota; Eurotiomycetes; Eurotiales; Aspergillaceae
Exons: 3
Coding region: 1-249 (82 amino acids)
Source: RefSeq, a predicted model, not a curated record